Brassica rapa (field mustard) is the source of this 4928-nucleotide messenger RNA. RefSeq names its product putative 1-phosphatidylinositol-3-phosphate 5-kinase FAB1D. Gene Ontology annotation, biological process: phosphatidylinositol phosphate biosynthetic process. Gene Ontology annotation, cellular component: endosome membrane. The record is from RefSeq and is a predicted model, not a curated record. NCBI's taxonomy places the organism in Eukaryota, Viridiplantae, Streptophyta, Magnoliopsida, Brassicales, Brassicaceae. Gene Ontology annotation, molecular function: ATP binding; 1-phosphatidylinositol-3-phosphate 5-kinase activity.
CUUCGUCUCCAUUCAUUCUCUCCACCGUCUAAGACAACUCUUCGUGGACUCGUUUCAUUUCGAGGAAGAAGACCAAAUCCACCAACUUCUCUGGCUUUGUUAUACUCUUGAAGGCACAAAAGAAUCUACAAUUUCGUCAAGCUCAAGCUCAUCAUAUUUCUGGAAAACUCUUGUGAGUGGAAACGUGUUUGUAGUUUUUACUCAGAUCUUUGGUCAGUACAACGGAGAAUGAUCACAAAUAUCCUCUGAGAUUUACAUUUACAUCGACCUUGGUUAGAGACUGACUCCAUUGAUGACGACCACUAACUCCUUAUCGGACAGCGAACGCUCUCUCUCUGGCGAGUGUUCUGUUGAUGGAAACUCUUAUGAAAGGGGUAAUGAAGAUGAGUGUUCAAGCCAUGGUAGUCAAGAAGAUGUGGACUCCCCCCUAAAGGAUAAGAAGGUCGAUCGCCAAUAUACCUUAGAGCGCAAGUCCAAGAGCAUGCCCAGUGACAUCCAGAGAGACAUUUAUAUUUUGGGUGAAAAAUCUAAAGACAACGGUGUUGAAAGUGUUCAAUUCCUAUCUGAUCGUGAAGAUGAUGGUGCUGAAAUGGAUGCCCCCCCUAUUUGGGAACCCCCGGAGCCACUAGACCCAGAAGAUGAACUAGAAGAUGCUGCUGAUGGUGAUGACUGUUGUGAUGCCUCUAAAAGGGGAUCAUCUUCUUUAGGGGAAUCUAAAGAUGGCAGUAGUAACCAGAGAAAGUUCAAUGAAGAAAAUAGAAGAGCAAUGCUUGCGGUGGCAAACUCAAAGUUUAACUUCAUUGUGAGUCAGCUUAUUCAGUCGGCUGGGUUUUCAAUGGAAGAAGGUGAAAGUUGGAGUGAGAUAGUUGCUAGGCUAUGCUGGGAGGCUGCUUCACUAUUAAAGCCAGAUAUUGAUGGCAAACCAGUUGAUCCGGCUGAGUACAUCAAAGUGAAAUGCAUAGCAACUGGUUCUUGCAAUGAAAGUGAAGUUUUUAAAGGCCUUGUUUUCAAAAAACAUGCUGCUCUUAAACAAAUGCCUACCAAGUAUGAGCAUCCUAGAAUAAUGUUAGUCGAAGGAGUACUGGGCCAGCCAUUAAGUGGCUUUUCUUCUCUCCAGUCAAUGGAUAAGGACAAAGAUGUUUAUGUGAAGCCUGUUGUUGAUAUCAUAACCGCGUUGAAGCCUGACAUCAUGCUGGUGGAAAAAUCUGUUUCGCGUGAUAUCCAAUUGUCUAUUAAUGAACAAAAGGUCACUCUGGUGCUUGACAUGAAGCUCCACCGUCUACAGCGAAUUUCUCGAUGCAUAGGUUCACCAAUCAUUCCAUUGGAAUCUCUGUCUAGUCAGAAGUUAAAGCACUGUGAUUCCUUUCGCAUUGAGAAAAUUGUGGAGGAGCAUAAUGCUGUGGGCGAAGCUGAGAAGAAGCCAACUAAAACGCUGAUGUUCUUAGAAGGUUGUCCUACCCGCCUUGGCUGCACGAUUUUACUUAAAGGAAGCCACAGUGAAAGGUUGAAAAAGGUCAAAGAAGUAGUACAAGAUUCAUUUAACCUUGCAUAUCAUCUAAUGUUGGAGGCUUCCUUCCUUGCUGAUCGGCAAACAAUGUUCUCAACCAUCUUUCCAAAGGAAGCUACAUCAUGUGUUAUGGAAACAGAAAAAGUUCUACUAUCUCCUUCUCCUGGAAAAUCUUCACUUGAAGCAAUUGAUAUUCCCUUUUCUAAUGGAUUCGAUGAACGAUCUAUUCAGAUAAAUGGGGAAUCAGAUGGUGAGAAAGCUGAAAACUGGGAUUCUGGUGGAGAUCAUGUCUUCUCUCACGAGCCAUAUAAUCCAGUUAUUUUUACUGGGUUUUCCUCUUUAUCCGCCAAGCUAAGUAAAUAUUUUGGCUUAGUUGAAAAUCCGGAAUCAGUUCCAGUUACUGUGGAUACAGAUUCGAUAAGGGAAUCUGCCGAAGAUGCUACAGAAAAGGAUGAAAGACCUUUGUUACUUGACCCUGGGCUCCCGGUAAACACGAAUUCAGAUGAUGGAGAGAGGUCGCCAACUGAGAAUGAUAUUGAGACCACCUUGGAAUCUCAGAGUAUAUUGGUGUUAGUGUCAAAGAGGAAUGCUUUCAAUGGGAUGAUGUGUGACCAAAGUCAUUUUUCGCACAUAAAGUUUUACAAGCACUUUGAUGUUCGCUUGGAUAGAUUCCUGCGAGAUAUGUUCAUUCAGAGAAGCCAGUGCCGAACGUGCGGUGAAACUCCGGAAGCACAUCUUUACUAUUAUGCUCAUCAAAACAAGCAACUAACAAUCCAAAUCAAGCGAAUUUCUGUGCCAAAAUGUUUGCCUGGUGAGGCAAAAGGAAAAAUCUGGAUGUGGAGUCGUUGUGGAAAGUGUAAGACAAAGAAUGGGACCCGGAAAUCUACCAAACGAGUGCUGAUAUCGACUGCUGCUCGUAGCUUGUCAUUUGGAAAAUUCCUGGAGCUCAGCUUUACUCAGCAAACUUUUCUGAAUAGAUUGUGUAGCUGCGGCCACUCUUUGGACAAGGACUUUCUUCACUUCUUUGGGUUAGGCUCCAUGGUUGCUAUGCUCAGUUACUCCCAAGUCACAUCUUACACAGUGUCUCUGCCACCCAUGAUGCUGGAGCCUAGCAUUUUUAUAAAAGUGGGUUGGCUUGAAAAAGAAUUCCAUGGAGUAUUCACUAAAGGUAUAUCCUUGUUCGAGGACGCUACUAGUUUUCUGAAGAGACUAAGAUCACAGUUCACAAAUUCAGAUCUCAGCUACCAGUGUGCACUAAAAUUGUUGUCAAACGUCGACGAGUUACUGAAUCACGAGCGCCGCCUAUUUCAGGAAAACAUCAAGAUGUCUUUUGAGAAUGCUAAAACCAUGGAUGAUGUUUCCCACAAACUGCUCCGCUUAAACCGCAUGAGGUGGGAACUUUUGUUCCAAGCUCUCACCUGGAACUACCGAUUGCAGUCACUGGUUUUAUCUAAUCGUUUGCUACCUUCAAGUGGUGAGAAGAAGAUAAAUGAAGAAGGUGUAGAGACCAAUCUUGAGACUGGAUUGACAAGAUAUGAAAAUAAGGACAAAGUUUCUGAUUCUGGUAGCAAUGAAGGCAUGGACGAACCACUUGUUGAAGACAAGGAAAUUCCAAUUGUGGGUGCAUCUGUUGGGGAGAUGGAAGAAUCUGAAGAUAAUGAAUUGCAAACUCUGUCCAGCCCCGGGCCUGAUACAACCUCUCCCAUCAACGAUCAUUUUGACACUCACUUGGCUGUUAAUAUCCAUUCAGCCAAUGAACAAGAAUUAAUUCCAGAUAGUGGAGAUCCACCGGAUGGGAAGGUUGCUGCCUCUAAUGGGCCACACAUCUUAGGCUGGGAUGAGUGGUUCUGGUUGCCAUUUGAAGAUCUACGAUCAAAGCCUAUUGUCGAUGUGGAGAAGGAAUACUUGUUGAAAUUUGAGUAUGUUAACAAUUUCACCCAAGAUAACCUGCAUGCGGUGAACCAAAUAAUCACUGAGGAAGGUUCUCGUCUGCGGAUCUCUUUGAGGGAUGAAGAUUUUAUCGUGUCAGACUAUGAAGACGAGGUCUCGAGCCUAAUAGCUUGCGCGCUUGCCCAUCUGAGCAAUGCUGAUAACAGAUUGCCUCUUUCAAGGUGCAUUCAUGGAUCACUCGAAGGGUUCCUGGAUAAAGAUCAAGAUUCUAAGCAAACUGUUGACCGUGAGGUUUCUCGUUUCGCGAGUGAGAGUACGAGUCGGUUGGAAAUACCACCUCCAGAGGUCCUUGUUACUUUUGGGUCACUCAAAUCAGUGGGAAAACCCAAAUACUCUAUUGUGUGCCUAUAUGCAGAUGAUUUCCGUGACCUCAGAAAGCGUUGUUGCUCCUCAGAGCUUGACUAUAUUGCUUCGCUUAGCCGUUGUAAGCCGUGGGAUGCCAAGGGCGGGAAGAGCAAAUCAGUGUUCGCUAAGACUUUGGAUGAUAGGUUCAUUGUAAAAGAGAUCAAGAAGACAGAGUACGAAUCAUUUGUGACGUUUGCUCCGGAAUAUUUCAAGUACAUGAAGGACUCGUAUGAUCUAGGCAACCAGACUUGUCUUGCCAAAGUUCUUGGGAUCUAUCAGGUAACUGUAAGGCAGCCAAAGAGCGGUAAAGAGAUAAGGCACGACCUGAUGGUAAUGGAGAAUCUCAGUUUUGGCAGAAAAAUUACUCGCCAAUACGAUCUCAAAGGCGCUCUACACGCUCGGUUUACGGCUACUUCUGCUAAUGGCGCGGAAGAUGUUCUGUUGGAUCAGAACUUCGUCAACGACAUGAACAAAUCCCCUCUUUACGUUAGCAAGACAUCAAAGCAAAAUCUGCAAAGAGCGGUUUACAACGACACAGCCUUCCUGACCAGUAUAAACGUGAUGGACUACUCAUUGCUGGUUGGAGUAGAUGAUGAGAGUCAUGAGCUAGUGUGUGGGAUAAUAGACUACUUGAGGCAAUACACAUGGGACAAGCAGUUAGAGACGUGGGUCAAAUCGUCUUUGGUGGUUCCAAAGAACGUGCAGCCGACAGUGAUCAGCCCUAUUGACUACAAGACGAGGUUCAGGAAAUUCAUGAAGACUCAUUUCUUAUGCGUCCCUGACCAAUGGUGUGUUCAAUCCAAGGAGAGCGACUCUUGAAGGACAAAAACCAAAAAAAAAAAACAUUAAGCUAUUAUUAUUAUUAUUAUUUGAUUAUAAUACUCAAAAUCAAAACUCGUUUUUAUGAUUCUUUCAUUUGAUAUUGUAAAUAGAGACAGGUCCAGUUGUUAUUCACCCUGUUAUUGUGCAGUUUUUAGCAAAGUUUCUGGGGGUGGAUGUUAGUGUUUGGAUUGUCUCUGUUCCCUUUUUCUCCAUUACAUUAAUCCAAAGGGAGUUUCAAGCAUGUGGAAGUCUGUACUAAGAAAACAAGUGUCAGUUGAGAUUUGUAUAAGUAUUGUUUUUGUUA